GGCCCUCCGGCCGCCAGGAGAUCGUGGAAGGCUCCCCAGGCAGCCUGGCCCCUCCCGGGGGAGAUGUUGGAGGGCUGUUGGCCUGCUGCUGUGCUGCUGAACAGUAUGCAGUCCUUCCGGGAGCAGAGCAGUUACCACGGAAACCAGCAGAGCUACCCGCAAGAGGUCCACAGCUCGUCCCGGAUAGAAGAGUUCAGCCCUCGGCAGGCCCAGAUGUUCCAGAAUUUUGGGGGUGCAGGCGGUGGCGGCAGCAGCGGUGGCGGCGGCGGACGUCGAGGAGCGGCGGCUGCCACGGCUGCGAUGGCCAGUGAGACGUCUGGCCACCAGGGCUACCAGGGCUUCCGGAAGGAGCCCGGGGACUUCUACUACAUGGCUGGCAGCAAAGACCCCGUGGCCUCAGGGACCCCUCAGCCCCCGCAGCGCAGGCCUUCUGGGCCUGUUCAGAGCUAUGGCCCCCCCCAGGGCAGCAGCUUUGGCAAUCAGUACGGGAGCGAAGGUCACGUGGGCCAGUUUCAGGCCCAGCACUCAGCCCUGGGCGGCGUGUCCCAUUACCAGCAGGACUACGCAGGGCCCUUCUCUCCGGGCAGUGCACAGUACCCACAGCAGGCGUCCAGCCAGCAGCAGCAGCAGCAGCAACAGCAGCAGCAGCAGCAGGUCCAGCAGUUGCGGCAGCAGCUCUACCAGUCCCACCAGCCCCUGCCCCAAGCCGCCGGCCAAUCGGCGUCCAGCUCCUCGCACCUGCAGCCCAUGCAGCGGCCGUCCACGCUGCCCACCUCCGCAUCCGGCUACCAGCUGAGAGUGGGCCAGUUUAGCCAGCACUACCAGUCCUCCACUGCCACGGCCGCCUCCUCCUCCUCCUCCUUCCCCUCCCCGCAGCGGUUCAGCCAGUCUGGCCAGAGCUACGAUGGCAGUUACAGCGUCAACGCUGGGUCCCAGUAUGAAGGCCAUAAUGUGGGCUCCAACGCCCAGGCGUAUGGGACGCAGUCCAACUACAGCUACCAGCCUCAGGCCCUGAAAAACUUCGAGCAAGCGGCAAAGAUUCCACCAGGGACCCAGCAGGGGCAGCAGCAGCAGCAGCAGCAGCAACAACAGCAACAGCAACAGCAGCAGCAGCAGCAACAGCAGCAGCAGCAACCACCACCACCACCACAGCAGCAGCAACAGCAGCACGCCCCACAACACGUGAUGCAGUUCCCCAGCACUGCCAAGCUCCCCCUGCAGAGCCAGGUGGGGCAGUACAGCCAGCCUGAGGUGCCCGUGCGCUCCCCCAUGCAAUUCCACCAGAACUUCAGCCCUAUCUCCAACCCUUCCCCGGCUGCCUCCGUGGUCCAAUCUCCCAGCUGCAGCUCCACCCCAUCUCCUCUCAUGCAGAGCGGGGACAGCCUCCAGUGUGGGCAGGGCAGCGGGUCCCUGGGCUCCAGAAACAGGAUCCUGCAGCUCAUGCCCCAGCUCAGCCCGACCCCGUCGAUGAUGCCCAGCCCUAACUCGCACGCCGCCGCGGGCUUCAAAGGUUUUGCGCUGGAAGGGGUGCCAGAGAAGCGGCUGACGGACCCUGGCCUGAGCAGUCUGAGUGCCCUGAGCACCCAGGUGGCCAACCUGCCCAACACUGUUCAGCACAUGCUGCUCUCCGACGCCCUGACCCCCCAGAAGAAGGCCUCCAAGAGGCCCUCGUCAUCCUCCAAGAAGGACAGCUGCGCCAACUCGGAAGGCUCCUCGCAGCCCGAGGAGCAGCUCAAGUCCCCAAUGGCGGAGUCUCUGGACGGAGGCUGCUCCAGCAGCUCGGAGGACCAGGGUGAGAGGGUGAGGCAGCUGAGCGGCCAGAGCACUAGCUCCGACACAACAUACAAGGGCGGCCCCUCUGAGAAAGCCAGCUCCUCGCCCAUGCAGGGGGCUCCAAACGAAGUCCCCCGGCUCAGUGGCAGCCCCGCCACCAGAGAAGAGGCCACCUCACCCGGUGCCAAGGACACACUGCUAUCUUCCGAGGGCAACCCAAAAGCCAACGAGAAGUCGGUUGGGGUCAUUGUCUCCCGGGAGGCUAUGGCCGGCCGGGCAGAAAAGCCCGGUGGCUCGGACAAAGGCUCUCAAGACGAUGACCCCACAGCCACGCAAAGGCCCCCCAGCUCCGGUGGGGCCAAGGAGGCCAGUCAUGCAGCAGCCAUACAGCCAGAACCUGUGGCGGCCGUGGGGGGCAAAGGCAGCAAGAAUGGUGAGAGCAGCUCCAACCACAACGGGGAGGGCAAUGGGCAGGGCGGGCAUCCUGCUGCGGGACCCGGAUUCAUUGGCCGGACGGAGCCCAGCAAAUCUCCGGGAAGCCUGCGCUACAGUUACAAAGACGCUUUUGGGUCCGGCAUGCCAAGGAACGUCAGCGGCUUCCCUCAGUAUCCCACGGGACAGGACAAGGCAGACUUCGCUGGCCACGUGGAGCGAAAAGGUCGCAACGAGAAGUUCCCCAGCCUCCUGCAGGAAGUGCUCCAGGGGUACCACCACCACCCCGACAGGAGGUACUCCAGGAGCACUCAGGAGCACAGUCAGGGCAUGGCUGCAGGCCUUGAAGGCUCCGGGAGGCCGAACGUCUUAGUGAGUCAGACCAAUGAACUAGCCGGCAGGGGCCUCUUGAACAAAAGCAUCGGGUCCCUCCUGGAAAACCCCCACUGGGGCCCCUGGGAACGAAAGUCAAGUAGCUCCGCCCCGGAGAUGAAACAGAUCAACCUGGCCGACUAUCCAAUCCCCAGAAAGUUUGAGCUAGAGGCCCAGUCGGCCCAUGAGCCUGGGGGUUCCCUCUCUGAGAGAAGGUCGGUGAUCUGUGACAUAUCUCCACUCAGGCAGAUUGUCAGGGACCCAGGGGCUCACUCGCUGGGACACAUGGGUGCCGACGCCAGAAUCGGAAGGAACGAGCGUCUCAAUCCAGGCCUGAGCCAGUCGGUCAUUCUCCCAGGUGGGCUGGUCUCCAUGGAGACGAAGCUGAAGGCACAGAGUGGGCAGAUCAAAGAGGAAGACUUCGAACAGUCCAAAUCCCAGGCCAGUUUCAACAACAAGAAAGCCGGAGACCACUGCCACCCUGCCGGCAUCAAGCACGAGUCCUACCGAGGCAAUGUCAGCCCUGGAGCAGCCACCCACGAUCCCCUCUCGGACUACUGCCCCCAGGACGGCAGGCCCGUGCCCAUGCGCCGGAUGCCUGGUCGGGUCGGCCGGGAGAGCAUGCGGGGUCGGUCCCCUUCCCAGUAUCACGACUUCUCGGAAAAAUUGAAACUGUCUCCGGGCCGGAGCCGGGGGCCUGGGGGCGACCCUCACCACCUCAACCCACACAUGACCUUCGCCGAGAGGGCCAACCGGAGCUCCUUACACACACCCUUUGCGCCCAACUCAGAGAGCUUGGCCUCUGCCUACCACGCCAACACGCGGGCUCAUGCCUACGGGGACCCUGGCGCCGGCCUGAACUCUCAGCUCCAUUACAAGAGGCAGAUGUACCAGCAACAGCAAGAGGACUACAAAGACUGGAGCAGCAGUUCUGCUCAGGGAGUGAUCGCCGCCGCCCAGCACAGGCAAGAGGGGCCCCGCAAGAGCCCGAGGCAGCAGCCGUUCCUGGACCGGGUGCGGAGCCCCCUGAAGAACGACAAAGACGGCAUGAUGUAUGGACCACCCAUGGGGACAUACCACGACCCCAGUGGUCAGGACGGGGGCCGCUGCCUCCUGUCUAGCGACGGUCUGUCCAGCAAAGGCCUCGAGCUGAAACACAGCACCCAGAAGCUCCCGCAGGAGGCCUGCUGGGAUCUCUCCAGGCAGACCUCCCCAGCCAAAAGUGGCGGCCCCCCGGGAAUGAGCAAUCAGAGACGGUAUGGGCCCCCCCAUGAAGCUGAUGGCCACGGGCUGGCCGAGGCUGCGCAGUCGUCCAAGCCAGGCAACGUCAUGCUGAGGCUGCCAGGUCAGGAGGACCACUCUUCCCAGAACCCCUUAAUCAUGAGGCGGCGCGUCCGCUCUUUUAUCUCCCCCAUCCCCAGCAAGAGGCAGUCCCAAGAGGUGAAGGGCGGCCACGCCGAAGACCGUGGGCGCCUCCUCCACCCCCCCAGAGAAGGCGCCGAGAAGGCCUGCAAUUCCUAUGCCCACCUCCCUCACAGCCAGGAUCUCAGGUCUGUCCCUAAGAGAGAACUGGCCAAGGACCUCCCCGGCCCCGAUAGCAGAACCUGCCCUGCCGUCACUCUCACCAGUCCCGCCAAGACCAAAAUCUUGCCCCCACGGAAAGGCCGAGGACUGAAGCUAGAGGCCAUUGUGCAGAAGAUCACGUCCCCCAACAUCAGGAGGAGUGCCUCCUCCAACAGUGCCGAGGCUGGUGUGGAUGCCGUCACUCUAGACGACAUCCUGUCGCUGAAGAGCGGCCCCCCUGAGGGUGGCAGUGCCGCAGCGCAGGAGGCCGAGAUGAUGGAGAAGAGGAAGGGAGAGGUGGGGUCAGAGCUGGGCUGUGCCGCAAGCCAAGAGCUGAACGUGGAGAAGCCCCUGGUGCACCCUUCGGAAGAGUGGCGUGGCAGCGGGGACGGCCAGGUUAAGACCGAGACCCUCCCGGAAACGGGCACAGCAGGCAAGGAAGCCCCCGGCGCCAUGACAACUGCAACCUCACAGAAGCCCGGGGGUCACCAGGGGAGACCAGACGGCCCCCUGGGUGGGGCGGCCCCUCUCAUCUUCCCCGACUCAAAGAAUGUACCUCCGGUGGCCGCUGUGGCCACAGAGGCCGGCGCCAAGGCCGAAGAGAAAGAGAGCGAUGCAGUGACAAUUUCCCCCAAGCAGGAGGGUUUCCCCCCAAAGGGAUAUUUCCCGUCGGGAAAGAAGAAGGGGAGGCCCAUCGGGAGUGUGAAUAAGCAGAAGAAGCAGCAGCAGCAGCAGCAGCAGCCUCCACCUCCCCCGCCUCAGCCCCCUCAGAUCCCCGAAGGUUCUGCAGACGGGGAGCCAAAGCCAAAAAAGCAGAGGCAGAGGAGGGAGCGGAGGAAGCCCGGUGCGCAGCCCAGGAAGCGGAAAACCAAACAAGCGGUCCCCAUCGUGGAGCCACAGGAACCCGAGAUCAAGCUCAAGUAUGCCUCCCAGCCGCUGGACAAAACGGACGCCAAGAACAAGUCCUUUUUCCCGUAUAUCCACGUCGUGAACAAGUGUGAGCUCGGAGCCGUCUGUACGAUCAUCAAUGCCGAGGAGGAAGAACAGACCAAAUUGGUGCGGGGCCGGAAGGGUCAGCGGUCACUCACCCCGCCCCCCAGCAGCACUGAGAGCAAGGUGCUCCCAGCCUCCUCCUUUGUGCUGCAGGGACCUGUCGUGACGGAGUCCUCCGUCAUGGGACACCUGGUGUGCUGUCUGUGCGGCAAGUGGGCCAGUUACCGGAACAUGGGCGACCUCUUUGGACCCUUCUACCCCCAGGAUUACGCGGCCACGCUCCCCAAGAACCCGCCUCCCAAGAGGGCCACGGAAACGCAGAGCAAAGUGAAGGUACGGCACAAAAGCGCUUCCAAUGGCUCCAAGACUGACACUGAGGAGGAGGAGGAGCAGAAGGAGCAGAAGGAGCAGAGGAGCCUGGCUGCCCACCCCCGGUUUAAGCGGCGCCAUCGCUCGGAAGACUGUGCUGGAGGCCCUCGCGUCCUAUCCCGGGGCCUUCCUUGUAAAAAAGCGUCCGCCGAGGGCAGCAGCGAAAAGGCGGUCUCGGACUCAAAGCCCUCCAUGCCCUCGACUUCGGAAGGUGGCCCCGAGCUGGAGUUACAAAUUCCUGAACUACCUCUUGACAGCAAUGAAUUUUGGGUCCACGAGGGUUGUAUUCUCUGGGCAAACGGGAUCUACCUGGUCUGUGGCAGGCUUUAUGGCCUGCAGGAAGCGCUGGAAAUAGCCAGAGAGAUGAAAUGUUCCCACUGCCAGGAGGCAGGCGCCACGCUGGGCUGUUACAGCAAAGGCUGCUCCUUCCGCUACCAUUACCCGUGUGCCAUCGACGCAGAUUGUUUGCUCCGUGAGGAGAACUUCUCGGUGAGGUGCCCCAAGCACAAGCCUCCCCUCCCAUGCCCUCUCCCCCCCUUGCAGAACAAGACAGCAAAAGGCAGCCUCAGCACAGAGCAGUCGGAGCGGGGGUGAGGGGGCAGUGUGCUCAUGGGAGUGAAAGUACAGCAAGCACAGGUGAGGCUGUGGAGAUGACCAGGGUGGACACCCCGACGGAUGGAACCGGCUCUGCUGGCAGCCUUGCCCUGCCCCCCGCGCCAGCUCUUCCUCAGCUCCCAUCACACACACCCCAGGAAAGAAAGACCCAAGAAGUUGGAGUGGCUGUUUCCAUGGACACAAUCUCCAUAGUGACAAUGAGGGGGGAGGGGGGAGGGAAAGGGGGUGACAGGGAAGGAUAAAGUAUAUAUAUAUAAAUCUAUUUUUAGUCUGGAAAGACUUUGUUUAAAUGAAAGGUGCGCUAUCCCUUUUGAUUCUAUUUUAAAAUUACCUAGUUAACUCCAAAUUUGUUCCAAUAACAGUGAAAUUUAAAUGUGAAAUUGAACUGAACAAACUCAUCUCAUAAGGGAUGGGGGUGUGGCUUCCCUCUUGAGCCUGUCUCACACCAGUUCAGAACAUUCUAGGUCCGGGAUUCUUAAGAGCAGACCAGCCACACCCCAGCCAUCUCUGUCAUUCAUUUGUCUCCAAGUGGGAAGGUGGGCGGUGGGGGGGACGGUCCAUGUUUUCAAGAGUGUGGGAGAAUGAUGUUUAAACACAAAAAUAAAUUUUUUUCAUUUCCAGAAAGAAACACUAUUUAUUUAUUAUGUUUAAGCUUUUUUUUUAACUUUUGGGGGGUAAGGUUGGCAGAUGCCUCAGGGUCACAGCCUGUCUGGGGUCACUGGCCAUAAGGUCUGAGUGUCCAGCCGGUGUACAGGCUGGUCAGGGUGGCCGGGGGGUAGCUGGGGUGGGAAAUCAGAUGAGCCUGAGUGGUGGGGGUUUCUGGGGAUGAGCUGACCAGGAACACCAGAACCCCUUUUUCCUUUUAGCUUUCAUUUUUUAUAAAAAGGGGGCCUUUACAGCCCCCGUGCUACAUGAUUCUUUUAUGUUGUUUUUGUUUUGUAAAUUGUAUGGUUUUUAAAUAUCUGAGUUUUAAAAAAAGAGAGAGAAAAAGUACAAAAAAAUCUUGUUAAGGCCUUAAGAAGGGGUUAGUGCAUCUUUCAGGGGUCACUCUGCCAUGGGGAUAAAAUAGCUGUUUCACAAACAGUUUUAUUUAAAAAAAAAAAAAAAUCAAAAAAAUAAUAAACUUCAUUUUAACCUUG
Messenger RNA from Suncus etruscus (white-toothed pygmy shrew), 7256 nucleotides. RefSeq names its product transcription factor 20 (gene TCF20). Gene Ontology annotation, biological process: regulation of transcription by RNA polymerase II. The record is from RefSeq and is a predicted model, not a curated record. Gene Ontology annotation, cellular component: nucleus. The transcript is spliced from 7 exons. The coding region runs from base 64 to 6096 and encodes 2010 amino acids. NCBI's taxonomy places the organism in Eukaryota, Metazoa, Chordata, Mammalia, Eulipotyphla, Soricidae.